Molecule: messenger RNA, 1009 nt
Organism: Stomoxys calcitrans (stable fly)
Lineage: Eukaryota; Metazoa; Arthropoda; Insecta; Diptera; Muscidae
Product: lectin subunit alpha
Exons: 3
Coding region: 6-965 (319 amino acids)
Molecular function (GO): signaling receptor activity
Source: RefSeq, a predicted model, not a curated record
UCGUUAUGAGAUUCAGGAAAUAUUGCAGUGCUUGGAAGGCAACCAAAAUGAAUACCUCCAUGAGACAACUGUUGCAAAGUUUUCUCUUAAUUGCCAUAAUAUGGCAUAAUGCGGUGGCAGUUCCCGAAUGGCAUACCGCCAGUGAUGGCAAGGAGUAUUUAAUUGAAAAGGAAUUGAAAUACAAUUGGCUACAGGCCUAUGAUGAGUGUGCUCGUCGCGAUUUGAAUUUGGUUGUCAUUGAAGGUGAAGAGAAAAAUGUUGCAUUCACUGCUUUAUUACGAGAGAAAUUUGCAAAACCUUCUCCUCUUUGGCUUGGUUAUCAUGACGAAUUCAAUUUGGCUAAAGGACCUCGUCAUUUCUUUUCCAUUUCCACCGGCCAACCUCUAACAUUCACCAAUUGGUUUAAGGGGGAACCUAAAAAUAUAAAGAAAAAAGAGCACUGUGCCUAUGUGGGUGGCAACAGCGAAUACAAAUGGGCCGAUGCUUCAUGUGAUAAUAGCAAAUAUGGCUAUAUUUGUGAAAAAGAUGAAUCAAGCACUAACUGUCAAGAUGACAUGAAAGAUAUACGCAAAGAAGUUAAGGCCUUGAAUGAGGCCGUGUCCGCUGAAUUUGCAAAUCACCGCAGAGAUGUAACCGAUAUCUUGGAAAACAAUAACAACGAGAACAAUCAAAUAGUCGAGGAUUUGGUGGCGGCAAAAAAAGCUAUAAUUGUCGAAUCUCAGAAAUCCAUAGAUGCAGUGCUGCUACGCAAACCCUAUUUGCAAGCUGUUCUUGCCGAUGUAGGAGAUGAAUUUUUGGCAAUUCUCAACAAUGCCUUGGAUGGAAUGAGCACUGUAUCCACCGAGGCUUGGCAAUCAAUACAAGUGAAUCAUGUGAGAACUGUUGCUGAGGUAAACAGUGCAUCUGAUAAUUUUGCUCAAGAUUUGGAGAGCAAUACCGUGGAUGUUGAUAAUUUGUUUGAUUAGAGAAAAAUAAAUGGAUUAACCUUUUUGAGUGGAAUAUAGGCAUA